Molecule: messenger RNA, 1034 nt
Organism: Capsicum annuum
Lineage: Eukaryota; Viridiplantae; Streptophyta; Magnoliopsida; Solanales; Solanaceae
Product: N-alpha-acetyltransferase MAK3
Exons: 5
Coding region: 213-824 (203 amino acids)
Biological process (GO): N-terminal peptidyl-methionine acetylation
Cellular component (GO): NatC complex
Molecular function (GO): protein-N-terminal amino-acid acetyltransferase activity
Source: RefSeq, a predicted model, not a curated record
UGCAAAAACAAGCCCAAUUUAAACCCAAAUCCAAUAAGGAAUUGAAAAAAAAAAUUAGAAAAUAUUUUUUUUUUCCAAGAAUUUGUUGAGUUUCUCCCAUCAGUUUCCAAUGAAGCUUAUAGUAUUUUCGCCAUUGAAGUGAGGUCAGUCCCACUGAAUCCCGUGGCCCCUCCUGCCUAUCUUCUCUCAUCUCACAGGUACUCCACCGACCCAUGGAGACAAGGAGUGAAAAUGAACCAGAAGUAGACAUCAAGGCAUCGGAAAUAAAAUAUUUGAGCUAUGGGGGUGAACAUCAUCUACCUCUUAUCAUGAACCUUGUUGACGAAGAGCUCAGCGAACCCUAUUCCAUCUUCACUUACCGCUACUUUGUCUAUCUUUGGCCACAACUGUCUUUUCUGGCCUUCCAUAAUGGGAAAUGUAUAGGGACGGUGGUCUGCAAGAUGGGAGAGCAUCGUGGUACUUUCAGAGGUUACAUUGCAAUGCUUGUGGUGCUUAAGCCUUACAGAGGCAAAGGAAUUGCUACAGAACUUGUCACAAGAUCAAUCAAGGUGAUGAUGGAAUCUGGUUGUGAAGAGGUGACUUUGGAAGCAGAAGUUACGAAUAAAGGAGCACUCGCUUUGUAUGGUCGGCUUGGAUUCAUCAGAGCAAAGAGACUUUUUCGCUAUUAUUUGAACGGUGUAGAUGCUUUCCGGCUGAAGCUACUGUUUCCCCGCAGAGAACCAGAACCCUUCGAUUCCAUGGCUUCUGUUGAUGAUGAGAGCCAUGAGUAUAAUGAGCACAUUCAUUGUGGAGAGAAUCCCUCUUGUUGUCAACACAGCAUGUAAACUAAAUAUUCUAUUUAAACAUGUUGCUUGUGUCUGUUGUUGCGCGGACUCUUCAAAAAUGUUGAGGGGUGCAUGUCAGAUACUCCAGAAGUAGUGCAUUUUGGAGAAUCGAGCAACAUAGACUUGUACUAUGUUGUUGCCAAAUGUCAAAGAGAUCACAUUAGACAGCCUUUUUCCUGUUAUAAUGCCCAAUUUUGGUAACUUAUGCUA